This is a messenger RNA of Formica exsecta, 3992 nucleotides long. RefSeq names its product transcription factor Sox-2-like (gene SoxN). The record is from RefSeq and is a predicted model, not a curated record. NCBI's taxonomy places the organism in Eukaryota, Metazoa, Arthropoda, Insecta, Hymenoptera, Formicidae. The coding region runs from base 1112 to 2518 and encodes 468 amino acids. The transcript is spliced from 3 exons. Gene Ontology annotation, biological process: anatomical structure morphogenesis; regulation of DNA-templated transcription; cell differentiation. Gene Ontology annotation, molecular function: DNA-binding transcription factor activity, RNA polymerase II-specific; RNA polymerase II cis-regulatory region sequence-specific DNA binding.
UACAAAUGCUCAGACAGUUUCGUUCUCUCGUGCAGAGUGGAAGUUGUGUCUCCUUUCUUCUGCGUCGGUUAUUCUUCGUUUUCGUUGAUAUACAACAUCGUGGUAGAAGAGCGACCGGGGAAGAAGCAAUAAACAAUAAAAGCACGUAGACACGUGCUACGGGGCUAAGCCUACACACGGGGAAACGUGUAUACGCGAGUGAAGAACUAACGGAAGAGUACCUCGAAGACAGGAACAGUGAUCGUGAACAGUGACUCUUGGUUCGCUGGUCCUCGUCGGUUUUGCUUUUCUGGCCUCGUUUAUUCUACCGCACGCGCCGUUUAGGUGCCAUCGUCGGAUUUCAAAGAAGACCGCCGCAUCGAAGCAUCCGUGUUUUGCUGAUGCGUCGUUGCCGCAUUGUCGUGACGCGAUUCGUCGAGCGUGCCGUGGUCCGCAGCCAGUCAGAGCGGCUGGCGAACGGUACGGAGUGGUGAGAGACUAGCAAGUGAGGGGAAGAAAGUGAUAGUGUCGUCAGUUCUCGCUCGGACUCUGUGACUUACAGAUCGUACGAAGAUCUCUGGUGAAAACUGCAAAAAAAGAGAGAAAAGAAACGAUUGAAUCAUAAAACGGAUGGUGCGUAGGAGGACGGUGUCCAUAGUAUGACGAUCGCGAGUGGUACUUCCUGCCGAGUUCGCGUUCGCACGGGAUUAGGCGCCUCGUGAACGAUACUCGUGACUGGAUCCGAGGAGCUCCACGGAAUAAAGAUCGUAUACGUACGGAAUGCGCCUUCGUAGUUGGCACAUUGUACGACCAGUGCGCCCACGCGAUCGUGUAAUCGAUUGAUCGCACGCAGGUGCCGAGAAACGUGCACGCGCGCGUCAGAAUUCACCACUGACGGAAAAGUGGUAGUUACGACUUAGUCAACCUAGAAUCCGCAGUCGAUUUUUGGUUUACUGCUUCAGAAACAGCUGCGCAUAGAAAACGCUGAGGAAAAAGUGACCGGUGGUAACUCGAUUAACCCGGAUAAACAGCCGGUGAUCGAUCUGAUAAUCUCGGGGUGUUCCGUUGAUUUUCUUGACGUCGAACGGUACUAGAAAAGGGCGGCAAACUGUACGGGCACAGGGAGGAAGACAUGCUCACGAUGGAGACGGACAUGAAGGGCGGCAAUCUGCACGCUCAGAUGCCACCGCAUCCGCACCAGGGCGUAUCGCCGAUGGGUCACCACACGGGGAUGUCUCCUUACGGUAGUCUCGGCUCGAUAGUUCACAGCCCGGCGCUAUCGGGAAGUCCGCCCAGCGCGGGCGGUCUGAGUCUUGGUCUUCAGCAUCAUCAUCAGACAUCUCAGCAUCAUUAUAGUUCGAUGGCAGCCGCCGCCGCUGUUCAGCAACAGCAGCAAAACAUGCACGCAAUGGCAGCGCAACAGAGUGCUCAGCAGCAGCAGCAACAGCAGCACCAUUCUCAUCAACAACAGCAACAAUCGCAAUCGCAACAGCAUCAUCAGCCUAAUAAUCAUAGCAAUCCUAAUAAUCCCAACAACCCUAGCAACUCUGCCAACGCCAAGAACAACAAUAUGGACCGCGUGAAGAGGCCGAUGAACGCCUUUAUGGUAUGGUCGCGCGGUCAGCGGCGCAAGAUGGCUCAAGAAAAUCCGAAAAUGCAUAACUCUGAGAUCUCGAAACGCCUCGGCGCCGAAUGGAAACUCCUUAGCGAGUCGGAAAAGCGUCCGUUUAUCGAUGAGGCGAAGCGAUUGCGCGCAGUUCAUAUGAAGGAGCAUCCGGAUUACAAAUAUCGACCACGACGCAAGACAAAGACGUUACUCAAGAAGGAAAAGUUUCCGCUCGCUGGCGGCGUCACCGGUGUUGGCGGUAUGCUCGUCGAUCAGCGACAAGUUGUCACCAGCGGCGGGCCGCAGCAGCCGCAAUUGUCGCGUGAUGUCUAUCAAAUGUCCAACGGCUACAUGCCUAACGGUUACAUGAUGCACGACCCAACAGCCGCGUACCAGCAACACGUCGCAUACGGCGGUCACAUGGGGAACGCUGCGGCGGCCGCUGCAGCCUCGGCUGCUGCCUACCCCAGGUACGACCCUAUGAGCCAUCACAUGGGCGGCGGUAGUCCCAGCCCUAUCAACAACUACAUGAACGGAUACGGCGGAUACGGCGCUACCACUGUGCCCGGCGGCUCGCCGUCACCUUAUCACCAGGCUCAACCGGGCUCUCAGAUGUCAAGUCAUAGUCCGAGCGGCAGUAGCAUAAAAUCCGAACCGACGAGCCCGGCGAGCGGCGGCAUCCACACGCCGACGCCGACGGCUGGUCCAACAUCGACGAGCGCGGCUGCGGUCGCCAACCAGGCCGUCAAGCGGGAAUACAUGGGCCAGCAGCAAGCGAGCCAGCAAACGUCGCAGGGCGACCACCUCAGGCACAUGAUCUCGAUGUAUCUACCACACGGCCCCGAUCAGCCCGGUGCGGGCGUAUACUCGCCGGGACCAUCGCCGGACUCUCUGCAGCAUCACGCCAUACAACCGCUCUCACACAUGCACUAGUCAAUCACGAGUUUAUCAAUAGUAACAUCUCCAUGGAUAGGCUCGGAGAAAUAUGACUAAAGAAACGAAGCAUAAUAUUUACAUUUAAACGGAAAGGAAUGUUUUGGAUCAUUGUAACCGACGAUAUAGUCUUCGCAUUGCCAGAUGAGAUUUGAUCGAAAGAACCAUGCGUUCGACUCGCGACGCUAAUCUUUUAUCAUUGAAUUGCUGACAAAGUUUUACAAAGGAAUCUCGUAGCUUAAAAAAAUGGCAAGCUUGGAUGGACGCCUGUACGAAUUGGAAUCCUGUAGAGAAAAGAAAAAAGACAGAAUAAGGAGGAAAACGAGGAAGUGCGAUAUAUAUAUAUAUAGAAUGCAUAAUAAUAAAGAAAAACGAGAACGAGAGAAAGCGAGAGAGAGAGAAAAGAGAUAAAGAGAGAAAGAAAAAACAAGAUAGAGAACAAUUUUCACGGAACUACGAGAGAGAGAGACGAGAACGAAUCGACCUCUCCGCUCUCGGUACUCGAGAGACCGCGCCUUCGCUCGCAUUCACGUCGCACGAAAGAUUCUCUCCAUCAUCCUCGUCCAUGUGCUGCACAUUAUCAUCGCCGUCCCUAUUCGUCUAUAGGGAUAUCCACGGAGACAUUCGGUCUGUGUAGAAGGCGUCGAUAAUACAUUAUUUGCAAGUGCGCUUUGCGAAAUUGCGACGUUACCAAAGAGAGGAAUCCUAUUCGAGCGGACGUUAUAUCCACAUUGGUUCCAUUUGGAUUCUGGCAACGCAGACAUUUCAUUUAACUUAUAUAUUCGAUUAGUUUAUAUAUAAUUUUUUUUUUUACUCGAGAUGAGAUGUUAUAAUUCGAGAUUGUACGAGACUCGAUUGUCCUUCGUAAGCUCCAUCAUUUCUAGCACUGGCGAUAGAGGAAUAUUAUCGUACCUCGCUAAGAAAAGAAAUUAUUUGCUCUAAGAAAGAAAAAAAAAAUGUGCGCAUGUGAUAAGUAAUUUGUUAAAGAGACGAAAAGAUGGUUUUUUUUUUUACAUAUAGUAAGAUUUUAAAUAGAUUAUAAGUAUUGUUGCAAGACAUAUGUAGAUAAUAUAUUGCAAGAUAUUAUCUCUAACUAUUAAUAUAGUUGUUGACAUUAAUUUUUGAUGACACGUCGUGUGUACAUAUCGAUUAUAAUUUUCUCACUUAUUUCGUCUACAUGUAAUCCGCAAUAAAUGUAUAAAGUGGAAUAUCUAAAACACACGUAAUAUUUAUCGUAGUUUGAAUAAUGCGACGGAAUAUAUAUAUAUAUAAUGUGAAAAUUAUAAUAUAAAUAUUGUACUAUACUUAGUUAUUACAACUAAAGGAGUAAGGAGAAAAAAUAUUCGAGAAACAUUCAAAAUUACGUAGCUUAUAUUGAUUUAGAUGUUCUGCAGACACACACGUGUAGACGCCUAAGUUUGUAUAUUAUAUGUUUGGUUUUAGUUUAAAUUUUAGUUUACGCACGACUUAAUAU